This is a messenger RNA of Xiphias gladius (swordfish), 2285 nucleotides long. RefSeq names its product transcription factor Sp3-like. Gene Ontology annotation, molecular function: RNA polymerase II cis-regulatory region sequence-specific DNA binding; DNA-binding transcription factor activity, RNA polymerase II-specific. Gene Ontology annotation, biological process: regulation of transcription by RNA polymerase II. NCBI's taxonomy places the organism in Eukaryota, Metazoa, Chordata, Actinopteri, Istiophoriformes, Xiphiidae. The record is from RefSeq and is a predicted model, not a curated record. The transcript has 9 exons. The coding region runs from base 138 to 2135 and encodes 665 amino acids.
GUGUUUCCCGCACCGUCAAUCAAAAUAGAAAAAAAUCGACCCGAAUUCACCGAUCAACACUAGCCCGCCUUUGAUAAAACAAUCAUGUUCGGAGUUUAGUUGAUCGGAUAAUCCUUCCGCUUACUACCAUUCACGCUAUGACUGCGCCAGAGCAGCCUCUGAAACAAGGAGAAAUGGCGUCCGCGGACGUGGACAGCAGUCAAAGCGAGUUUUUGCAACCCGGCGGCGCAGCGGAAACACAGACGACAGAUAUGUCAGCCAUUCAACUGACGGGUUCGGACCGAUGGGAGGUGUUAACUCCUGUCUCAACUGGUAAGGAAGACCAGGGAGUUGUUCACAUUCCAAACUCUGGGAUUGUCACGUCCAACGGGCAGUAUGUGCUUCCUAUUGGGAGUCUUCCCAGCCAGCCCAUUUAUGUUACAGCAUCUGGAAACGAGGCCGCAGCCAAUGGAGUGUCAGGCAUUCAGUAUCAGGUCAUCCCCCAAAUCCAACAUGCAGAUGGGACACUUGCAGGAUUCUCGACACAGGGGUUGGAUGAUGGCACGGGGCAGAUUCAGCUCCUCCAGGAUGGCAGCCAGGGGAGCAUCGGGAUUAGUUGUGCCACGACGGCGACCACAGACCUCCUGACCCAGACGGGGCAAGUACAGUCAAUCCAAGGCGUCCCGCUGGGUGGGGGGGCAGCAUACACCAGCACAGUACCUGUAGGGCUCCCGAGCAACAUAACGUUCGUCCCCAUAAACAGUGUGGAUCUGGAGUCACUAGGGCUCACUGGAGCUCAGACGGUCCCCAUCGCAACCGGGGUAACACCUGAAGGCCAGCUGAUCAUGAGCAGCCAGCCACUGGAGAGUCAGGGUCAGGACGCUGGCGGCAAACAGUCGCUGGUGACGGUGAGCGACGCCAACCAAGAGCUCUAUGUGCCAGCCACCACCACCACUGCUUCUUCCAACUCCUCCCAACUCCCCGAGACCAUUGACGGCACCGGGGUUCUCACCCAAGCAACCGCCGUGUCUGCAGGCGUGUCAGACCCCUCCUCCUCGGAGAACUUCAACUCCCACAACCACCUGCAGCAAAUCCAGGUGUCAUCAUCUAACGCCACAACUAUCUCGCAGCCCAUCCUGCAGCUGUCCGGGGACAGUCAGGCCCAGGUAGCCCAGGUGGCUCAAGGUCAGGACUUGACUGCUGCAGCAGGUCAGACUCUACAGAGCGUGCAGCUGGUCAACCCGGGGACCUUCCUCAUCCAGGCCCAAACUGUCACCGCUACAGGACAGAUCCAGUGGCAGACCUUCCAGGUUCAGGGUGUCCAGUCACUCCAGGGGCUCCAGUUGCCCCAGGGGCAGGGUCAGGCCCAACAGUUGACCUUAGCCCCAGUUCAGACCCUCCCUCUGGGCCAGGCAGGACAGGUCAGCCUACCCAACCUCCAGACUGUCACAGUCAACUCUGUAACACAAAGUGGAGUUCAGUACACGCAGGGGGAGGAUGCAAACAGUCCAGCUGGUAUACAGAUAAAAGAGGAGCCAGACUCAGAGGAGUGGCAGCUGAGCGGGGACUCCACGCUGAACCCCAGCGACCUGAACAACCUGCGUGUUCAGAUGGGAGACGAGGACAUGGAGACGCCGAGCGGGGAGGGCAAGAGGCUCCGCAGAGUAGCCUGCACCUGCCCCAACUGCAAGGAGUCUGGAGGAAGAGGUUCGGGCAUGGGAAAGAAGAAGCAGCACAUCUGCCACAUCGCAGGCUGCGGGAAAGUUUACGGGAAGACGUCCCAUCUCCGAGCUCACCUGCGCUGGCACAGCGGGGAAAGACCCUUCGUCUGCAACUGGAUGUUCUGCGGGAAGAGGUUCACCAGGAGCGACGAGCUGCAGAGACACAGGAGGACACACACAGGAGAGAAGAAGUUUGUGUGCACAGAGUGCUCCAAGAGGUUCAUGCGGAGCGACCACCUGGCCAAGCACAUAAAGACUCACCAGAAUAAAAAAGGCGGGGUCCCCUCCUCCACGUCUCCGCCCACCACCGACGCCCUCAUCACCGCCGACGGAACCACGCUCAUCCUCCAGACCGCCACCACCCAUGACCUCGUAGCCAAUCAGGAGAUCCCUUUGCAGCUUGUCACCGUGGCGCCCGGUGAGGUCAUGGAAUGAGGGGGUGAAUGGGGUUAGGCGGCUUUGUGAGAACUGGGCUAUCACAGGGACCUCUUGGGCUCUUCUCUUCCCCUCUUACCUUUUUUUUUGUUUGUUUUUUUACAUAUGAAUAUAUACGUAAAUAUAUAUGACAAAUAUAUAUAUUUUAAG